CAUGCAUCCAUAGCAGACCAAAAAUUGCGAAGGUACACAAUUUAGUAGACUCCACAUCAUCAGUGAUAGUUAUCUUGUGAGAUUUCCAGCGAUGUACGGAAUUAUAGUGAAUAAAUCCUUUGUUAAAAUCUCGUAGUUCUUCUCGUAAUAAGAUUCUCUUCGCGGGCCGCGGCUCUGUUUGUGUAUCACCAGCGCCCCUGGUGUCGUGUCGCAGGCUUUCGUUACAGUACAACAAGAACUACAACUUACAAGGUGACUCCACUUUCCGACUGCCAUUCUGGUUAUGCUCCUGUCUAAUUUCGUUUCACUUGUCAUGUGGUCAGAUAUGUGCUGAUUGAGCUGAUUGAACUUGAGGAUUUCCAUUGGCUUUGAAUUGGUGAUGUUGCAGUACAUCGUGCGUAGCAAGGCUUUACCAAUCCUAGCAAAAGUGAGUGCAGAAUUACGAUAUCUGUGUUCGAUACCUAGAGUUGCCUACUGUAGCAGAAUGGAUUCGAUCAAGUAUCUCAGCCAAGAGGAGGCGAUUAAUGUCGACAAGAAGCUGUUCAGCGAGUACAAGUUUUCUGUCGAUCAGCUCAUGGAGCUCGCCGGGCUCAGCGUCGCCACGGCGAUCGCGAAGGCGUACCCGAUCGCGCAUCUGACCAGCCGCGACGUACUCGUCGUCUGCGGGCCGGGCAACAACGGCGGCGACGGCCUCGUGUGCGCGCGCCACCUCGCCGCCUUCGGCUACCGUCCGCGCGUCUUCUACCCGCGCCGCACGAAGCGAGAGCUCUACACGAACCUCGUCGCGCAGUGCGAGGCUUCCGGCAUCCCGUUCGCCGCCGAGAUGCCGGCGGCGGCGGACGUCGACGCGGCGUACGGCGUCGUCGUCGACGCUCUGUUCGGCUUCAGCUUCGCGCCGCCCGUGCGCGAAGAGUUUGUCGGCAUCAUGGAGAUGCUGCGCAGCGUCGAGGUGCCCGUCUGCAGCGUCGACGUUCCGUCGGGUUGGGACGUGGAGCGUGGCGACACGGCCGGCGACGGCCUGCACCCGAGCAUGCUUGUCUCGCUCACCGCGCCCAAGCUGUGCGCGCGGGGCUUCGCCGGGAGACACCACUACCUCGGCGGGCGGUUCCUGCCGCGGCGGCUGGCGGCCGAGUACGACAUAGUGCUGCCGCCAUACCCGGGGACGGAGCAGUGCGUAGAACUGCCCGUCGCCGCGGGCAAGCAGUAGGCGUGUGUGCAGCCAGGGCCAGAUUUAGACAUGGCGAGGAGGUCCUGAGCUACGGGAAGCAGUAGAGGGUCCUAUUUUGGCGAUUGGUAAUUGAGAAUAACGCUGUGUAAUAACAACUGAACUUGGCAAGAAUCUGCCAAGAAGCGUAAGAAAUCCAUGUGGGGAGAGAGGAGGGUUGCUCCUUUAGAACUUUAAAAAAUAUGCAUUUUGAUAUUUAACCUGAGAUUUUGAGAGGCCCCUUCAGACUGUGAGACCCUAAGCUGUAGCUUGUUUAGCUUAUGCCGACAUCCGGCCCUGCAUGCAGAGAUGACAGUAUUCGGUGAAACCCCAGGGAAGACAUCAGUGAACGGUUGAUCCUCGACAUAUCUGUUAAAGUGCAUCGUGCAAGGCUAAAUUUCUGGAAUUACCAAAUCGAGAAAUUUCUAUACUAAAUCAACAUGUUCAUAUUAAGAGAACAAAUGUCUGAAAAAAAUUCAUUUCACACAAAAUAGAACAGCUUUUUGAAUAUUAUUUUAUUCGUCGUAGAAGGUGAUGUCAUCAAAGUAUUAAUUAUUUUAGAAAAGUGAAAUGAGUGAAAAAAAUGAGUUUUUAGCUCAUCUGACAUAGUCAGAUGCAGCU
Priapulus caudatus is the source of this 1825-nucleotide messenger RNA. RefSeq names its product NAD(P)H-hydrate epimerase-like. Gene Ontology annotation, molecular function: NAD(P)HX epimerase activity. NCBI's taxonomy places the organism in Eukaryota, Metazoa, Priapulida, Priapulimorpha, Priapulimorphida, Priapulidae. Bases 380 to 1207 code for a protein of 275 amino acids. The transcript has 4 exons. Gene Ontology annotation, cellular component: mitochondrion. The record is from RefSeq and is a predicted model, not a curated record.